AGACCUCCUUCCUCCUGCUGAACCCCUCUCAUUACGAUUCCACUCGCUCGAAACUCCUCAAAACUAGAACUUACAAACCCAACCCACUUGACCUCAUACGCGUUUGGGCGAGACAUCGAACCUCCAGGAGCUUGGUUUCAAUCCCAAGCUACUCGGACCUAUCGAGGCCCAUUUCUUUACCAUCUACCCCUCAUAAUGGACGUGAUUCCAUCGACUACGCCAGGUGAGGCCGUGCGCAUCUCGGCGAAGAGAACAGCCGAGCUUUUCGGUCCCGAAUAUCUCAUGGUCACACCCUCCGCCUCGAACGGAUCGAUUGGUGUUUCCUACCGACGAAAAACAGAAUAUGAACAUGUGAAGGAGCUUCCUCCAGCUCUUGCCGCAAAACAAGCGCAAGCAGCCGCAGCAAGGUCGAAGCGGCCUAAGAUCAGUUCACGGUCAGAAGGAUCGGGCUCUGGGGACAAGAGUGGCGCGUCUACGGCCCUUGUAAGGAGAGGAGGUCGCGCGAGCGGCGCUGCGGGAGAUGACAAGCCAACGAGCUUAAUUCAGAGACCAUCAGCCACACGGCAACAACCUCCCGAGUGGCACGCACCAUGGAAGCUGAUGAGGGUUAUAUCGGGCCAUCUGGGAUGGGUGCGGAGUUUGGCUGUGGAACCGAAUAACGAGUGGUUUGCCAGUGGUGCUGGAGACCGGACAAUUAAGAUCUGGAAUCUUGCGACCGGUGCACUGCGGUUAACCCUUACGGGUCAUAUCUCGACUGUUCGCGGUUUAGCCGUAUCCCCGCGACACCCAUACCUCUUCUCCUGCGGUGAGGAUAAGAUGGUCAAAUGCUGGGAUCUGGAAACGAACAAGGUCAUUCGUCAUUACCACGGCCAUCUCAGUGGUGUAUACACACUUGCGCUCCACCCCCGUCUUGACCUGCUAGUAACUGGUGGUCGAGAUGGCGUCGCACGUGUGUGGGAUAUGCGCACUCGCAGCAACAUUCACGUUCUGUCCGGCCACACCGGCACUGUCGCAGAUGUACAAUGCCAAGAAGCCGACCCUCAAGUCAUUACCGGAUCUCUCGACGCGACCGUCCGCCUCUGGGAUCUCGCAGCUGGAAAGACCAUGGGCGUCCUCACUCACCACAAAAAGGGCAUUCGCAGUCUAGCCACGCACCCUCGCGAAUUCACCUUCGCAUCUGCUAGCACAGGGAGCAUCAAGCAAUGGAAGUGUCCUGGUGGCGAGUUCAUGCAGAACUUUGAAGGUCAUAACGCGAUCAUCAAUACCCUCUCCGUCAAUGAAGACAAUGUCCUCUUCUCCGGUGGUGACAACGGCUCCAUGUCCUUCUGGGACUGGAAGACGGGAUACCGCUACCAGACUAUCGAUACAACCGCCCAGCCGGGUUCGCUUGAAGCUGAAGCUGGUAUCAUGACGUCUACGUUCGAUAGGACGGGCCUGCGCUUGAUUACCGGUGAGGCGGAUAAGACUAUCAAGGUCUGGAAGCAGGAUGAUCAGGCUACGCCAGAGACUCAUCCUGUGACGUGGGCUCCAACACUGGGGAGGCAGAGAUAUUAGGGGGCCUUGGUACUUUGGUUCUGCUCCUAUGCUUUUGAUAAAAGAAUACCCUGCUUGAGGUUUUUCGUGACGGCUUGCAAUGCACAUAUGGAGUUCAGCGUUUGUGGUAUGGUUCUUCUCUUAUAUGAAAUCUAUGGAAUACAAAAUGGACUUACGCCGAUGGACUAUAUGA
Messenger RNA from Aspergillus nidulans FGSC A4, 1726 nucleotides. Its product is annotated as mRNA splicing protein prp46. The record is from RefSeq and is a predicted model, not a curated record. Gene Ontology annotation, cellular component: nucleus; Prp19 complex; cytoplasm. The transcript has a single exon. Bases 196 to 1554 code for a protein of 452 amino acids. Gene Ontology annotation, biological process: mRNA splicing, via spliceosome. NCBI's taxonomy places the organism in Eukaryota, Fungi, Ascomycota, Eurotiomycetes, Eurotiales, Aspergillaceae.